Molecule: messenger RNA, 2136 nt
Organism: Patiria miniata (bat star)
Lineage: Eukaryota; Metazoa; Echinodermata; Asteroidea; Valvatida; Asterinidae
Product: monocarboxylate transporter 13-like
Exons: 4
Coding region: 214-1494 (426 amino acids)
Biological process (GO): transmembrane transport
Molecular function (GO): monocarboxylic acid transmembrane transporter activity
Source: RefSeq, a predicted model, not a curated record
CUGGUCCCGGGCCACGUACAAACACGUGUGAGGUAGUCUGCGAGACGGUGUGCUUACACAAUGCCCAGUCAAGGCCGAAGAUUAAAUGAUAAGAGUGCAGGCAUAGCAGUUUUAAGAGGAGCAUUUUUACUAUGGAAGGAAUUGAAUAGUGUAUCGAACAGUUUAAAAGGCGUUGAGGUUUGUCGUGCCCUGAAUUGGUGACAUUUUGACGCAAUGGGGAUAUGUUCAAGGCGCAGUUCCAUGGAGGAGACCACCAAAGAAUUCAACUCCAACGGCUGCUUCAUCCUACUGAUGUCGUUCAGCGUCGUUGCGCAGUGGGGAGGUGUGUUUAAGAGUCUGGGAGUGCUUCUUCCCGCGUUGACUGAUCAGUUUACCGACCACGUCUGGUUGACCGGAAUAGCCGUAUCGGUCAUGGCAGUAUCAGUCGACAUAGCUGCUCUGUUCAGCACACUCUUUGAAGACAAGUUCGGCAGUCGACGGAUGAUAAUUCUGAGCACGCUCAUGGUUGGUGUGGGAUUAGUGCUGGUUCCACUAGCUACGAGUAUCAUACACAUCGCUGUUAUUUUAGCCGUCGUUGUUGGCCCAGGCGUGGGGAUCGGCAUUGUUCUAAGUAAGGCUACUCUGGGACGUUCCUUCAGUAAGCGGUACAGUCUGGCCAGUGGAAUAAGCCACACGGGACAAGUACUCUCUUUGCUUGCUUUUGCACCAAUGGUGCAGCUUUUUCUCGAUACCUAUGGCUGGAGAGGAGCCACCUUGCUUCUUGCCGGGGUUUGCUUUCAUCCAGCAGUCUGUGCUAUACUUGCCAGAGAAAAACAACCACAUUACGAGCUACCAGUUGAUCAACAUGACCAGCAGGAACCAAACAGCACCUGUAGGGUCUGCCUCAGAUCUUGUUUCACUCGUGCAUUGUCAACUCUGGAUCUCCGAAUACUUCUUCGGUUUAAUUUCUGGGUAGUUUUCAGUUGCAUGUUUGGGAUUCGUUUCGUAAAUACCGCUUGGUUCCUGUUUUACGUUUCUAAUCUUCAAUCCAAGGGUUUCUCACCCCAAGCGUCUGCUGCGAUAUGCUCGGCUUCGGGCGUCGGUUAUUUUUUCGGAUGCGUCCUGUUUGCGCCUUUUGUUGAUAGAGGCCUCGUGAAGUGUUCGACAACAGUGAUAAUAAGCAGCCUGGCACUGAGUCUGUCGCUUGUCUUAGAUCCAUGGUUAAAGGACACACUGAGUGUGACCGUAUUGACCGUUUUAUACGGUCUGUCCUCAUCAUCGCUGUUUACCUUAAUUGAUGUGCUUACCAAGGAACUAUUAGGUAGAGACAGACUGACAAGUGCGUUCUCGUGGAUUGGAUUUCUUGGAAUGCUGGCAAACGUCCUCGGGGGAUUUUUACCAGGUUGGAUAUACGACACGACCGGCAGCUAUGACCUGACGUUCAUCAUUAUGGGCAUUACACCAGCUGUAGCUCUCAUUCCCCUGGUCAUUGGAAGAAUCACGAAACGGGUAUGAGAUAUGGAAAAGGCACUGAAAAUAAAUUGGUUAACAAAUUCUCAAAUUGAAAAGGACUAAAACUGCCGCAAACUGCUUAUAAUAUACUGACUGGAUUGACGUUAAAUAUAUUAAUGAACAAAAUGAGAGGGCGUAACAUUUCAGAUCCGAGCAUGACCUUUCUGAAAGACAAAAUUACAGUAGUUCACAAACAAAAAAACAAAAAAACAAAAAAACACCCCAACACCCCAACAAACAAACAAACAAACAAACAACAAACAAACAGGGGGCCGGACGAACCAAAGGAGUGUGGCAGUAGGUAGUGAUCAAAGGGGAUGAAGGGUUGGGGCAGGGACGGUCGUGCUGUUGGGUGAUGAGGGAGAAUGGGAGCGGGUGAAGAGCUAGUGGGUGAUGCAGGGGAAGGACCAAAGGACUGUGGCAGUGGAUUAAGUUACCGCGGAGGACAACAAAAGAGGUGAUAUCCCCAAGAUGGUUAGCCAGAAGGAUAACCUUUAACAAAUGACAAUCGGGGGGGGGGGGUGAAAAGAUUAGUCCUUCCCUUCCUGGAUGUUGAGUCCGAGUAAUUGAAUAGUCCGAAGACGCUUCAUCCACACUUUCUCAUAGCAUUGUAGGCCUAAUAACAGAAGCAAAAAUUAGAAAAAC